Molecule: messenger RNA, 2040 nt
Organism: Talaromyces atroroseus
Lineage: Eukaryota; Fungi; Ascomycota; Eurotiomycetes; Eurotiales; Trichocomaceae
Exons: 6
Coding region: 1-2040 (679 amino acids)
Biological process (GO): regulation of DNA-templated transcription
Molecular function (GO): DNA-binding transcription factor activity, RNA polymerase II-specific; zinc ion binding
Source: RefSeq, a predicted model, not a curated record
AUGUCGAACGAUAAAUCGAAACUACACCACCUCGUUCCCGCCCCGUGGAAUAGCAAUCCUGAAGGCGAACGGAGCCAAACUGUGCUACCGCGUCGAGUCAGGCCAAAAAAUGCCUCACGUGCAUGCAAUGAGUGCCAAAAACGCAAAAUCAAGUGCGUCGGUUCCAAUCCAUGUAAAAACUGCCAUGAGAAUUCCCUAUAUUGCGAGAUCAACGACGAGACGGAUGGACGACGGAGGUUUGCGCUGAAACGCAAGGUCGAGGACCUGGAGCAGGAUCGACACCUGCUGCUCGGCCUGGUGGAAGCCCUAAGGGAUGACGACUAUCACACCAUGCAGCUUUUAAACCUGAUUCGCAGUAACGCCUCGCUCGAUGAGAUUCGACUUGCCGUAUAUAACCGUAUGGAACGAUUGUCCAUGCCAGCGUCCGCGUCCGUACCGGUGCCGGCCUUGAUGUCAAUGUUGGCGCCGUCGUCAACUUCCCCAACACCCUUCGUGUCUAAUCACACGGCAAUGCCAGUAUUUCAGGCUCCGGAAUCAAAUACGAACCGCAAAAUCAUGGACAUUGCCAGAUUGACUGACAUCCCGCUCUUUGAACUACCCGCAAGACCCUGGACAGGGGUCACUAGCGAUGACGCUUUUGUGUCACAUCUGAUAUCGCUGUGGUUUACGUGGGAUCAUAUCUGCGGGAACUGGAUUGACAAGAAUCUGUUCACCAGAGAAAUGAAACCUGGAGAUAUUAAUUCCCCUUUUUGCUCUCCAUUCCUCGUCAAUACCAUCCUAUCCCUGGGUUGCUUAUAUUCGAGUUAUCCCGAGGCAUUCAUCAAUCCCGACGUUCUCUCGUCACGGGGGCUGCAUUUUUACAAUGAAGCCAAGAGACACCUUGAAGAAAUGGAGGGGAGGAUCAAUUUGACGACCGUGCAGGGAUUGGGUAUCCUUUUUAUAGUUACAUGUCUGAUGGGUAAAGACCGGGUGGGCCAUAGUUACAUGUCUCAAACACUGAUUUCGAUACGCGGCUUGUUGGCACGCGCCGACCAGUUCAUUGCGCAGGCGGGCUCGCAGGCGGAUGAGAUGGAGCACUCGAUAGGACUAUGCGUUCGUGGAUUGUUUGGGUUUUAUAUACAUGCCGGCCUUGCGCUACAAGUGCCAUUUACAAUGAGACCCCCCAAACGGGUACAACUCCCCGUUCACGGUGCUGCGGAUACCUGGACGACCUACCCAUAUCGGAACGCGCCAGUGCCAGCGCAUCAUAACUGUGUUCUCAACCAGUCGUUUGAUCUGCAUUUGAUCGUCUACGACGUUAUGCAGUUCUGCUGCCCCGCGGACCAAGAAGAGCUUAGACAGAAUUCACGCUCAUUUCCCGAGGUUCACAAGCUAAUAUACUCCUUCUAUGAUCGACUCCAAGCUUGGUAUCAUCAGUUACCGGCGUGUAUUGAGCAAGGCCAAAAUUGGACGCCGGGAGUGAUCGAACUUCAUUUGCUCAAAGUACAUCCAUCAGCACCGGCAAGUGCAUCGUCGAUGGCGCAACAAAACUGCAUCGCAUCGGCACUUGCAGUGCGCGACUUGAUUAAUACAUACCGAUCCAAAUGGCGACACCCCGAACACGUCCCCGUCGAAUUCAUGCAACUCAUGACCGUCUGCCUGUUUACGUUGCUCGAAGAUAUGACUUCCCCGCACAGUAGACAGGCCUUUGUUGACGUCUUGGUCGUCGCACGUGCCACGGCCCGUCGCUUCCAGCUCGCCCGCGGCAUGCUACGACUCGUGCAGCUGACCGCGCGGCAGCAAAACAUCGAGCUCCCGGGAGAGACGCACCAGAUCUUCCAGGACUUUGAGAGAGAAUGGUACCAGACGAGGGGCGGGGGCAAGUUCAGCAGUUCUUACCCCCAUUUUGUGCUUUCGUUGCGCUCGAUUGCUGCAAGCAGCAGCAGCAAUCAUAACCACGGCGAUAAAAGCAAGGAACUGUUUCUGGGUAGCGCGGAGUUGGAUUUGUUCUUGAAAAAGUGGGAUGAUGCGUUGACGAUUGAUACCGAUAGUGAGAUGUAG